Molecule: messenger RNA, 5560 nt
Organism: Ictalurus punctatus (channel catfish)
Lineage: Eukaryota; Metazoa; Chordata; Actinopteri; Siluriformes; Ictaluridae
Gene: abcc2
Product: ATP-binding cassette, sub-family C (CFTR/MRP), member 2
Exons: 32
Coding region: 351-5168 (1605 amino acids)
Biological process (GO): transmembrane transport
Cellular component (GO): apical plasma membrane
Molecular function (GO): ATP binding; ATP hydrolysis activity; ABC-type transporter activity
Source: RefSeq, a predicted model, not a curated record
CAGAGAAAAGCGUUUCUCCAUAAUAAUGACACAGCCCACUUUCGGCUCAUUUUAGUGCUUUUCAGGAUUCAGCAAUUAUGUAAAACAGAGAUCUCAAACAUCUCCAUAGUCUCGUGAAAGUUUUUUUUUUUCUGGUGGUUUAUGGCUGAUAAGCUGUGGUAACUAGUGAUCACGCAACAGCAGAGCGAAGUUAAGCAUUAACGGAAUCUAUGCUUAUGAACUCCAAACCCUCAUGAAAGGACAUCCAGAACCAUAUACAUGAGAAGCUGUAAGAAUCGCGAUCAGGUUGCUGCUUACUGGGAGCAUCACCUCUAUUCAUACUGAUCAUUAGAGGUGAGAGAGGUGAAAAUAUGUCUGCUGCUCUGGAUGAGUACUGUGGGUCAACUUUUUGGAAUGACUCGUAUCUGGAUCGCAUGGAUCCGGACUUACCGGUGUGUGUGGAGAGAACGGUGUUGGUGUGGGUACCACUGGGAUUUCUGUGGCUUUGUGCUCCCGUACACUUGGUCAGUCUCUUCAAGAAAAAAGCUCCCAAAUCUCCAUUCUCCAAACUUUACAUCUGCAAGCAGGUUGUAGCAGGACUUCUGUUCCUGACAGCUAUUGCUGGACUUGCUGUCACACUUGCUGAAGAUUACAGACCGAUGGAUGACUCAUUGGUUAAAAAAAAUCCUGCUGUGCUUUAUGUUAAUCCUGUCCUGUUUGGAGUCUCUUGGGCUUUGGUGAUGUUAAUCCAGGAAGCUGUUCGACGCAAGGAGAGAACCGUCGAUUCUGCAAGCCUCUUUCUGUUCUGGCUGCUGUUGGUCAUCUGUGAUAUCUUUCCUUUCCAGACCCUUCUACGAGAUGCCUUAAAAGAGGAGAACAUAGCAGAUCUUCCCAGGUUCUGUCUUUUCUACAUAGCCUUUGCACUUCAGCUGGUCGCUUUGGUUUUAUCAGCCAUUGCUGAUGUUCCACCUGAUCUUAAGGAGGUGGUAAAAAAGAACCCUGAAGCUGGCGCUGCAUUUCUUAGCAGAAUCACUUUCAACUGGUUUAACUGGAUGGUCAUCAAUGGCUACAAAAGGCCACUGAUACAGGAGGACAUGUGGGAGUUGAACGAGAAGGACAGCACGGACUGCAUCAGCCAGAAGUUUGAGGGGAUUAUGAAGGAUGAACUAAGGAUUGCUCGGCAAAGGCUACAGAAGAAACAGAGCAAGAAAAAAAAAACUACACUGAAGCCUGAUCGUGACCAGAAUGGCCUGGCCAAGGGAGUCAGUCAGGAUAUCCUGGUCAUGGAGGAGAGAGGAGAAAAGUCAGAAAAGAAUAAGAAAAAGAAGGAACAAAAGGACAAUGCUUCAGAUUAUCCUGACUCCUGGCUGGUGCCCACCAUUAUGAAAACCUUUAAAUGGGCACUUAUAGAGUCUGCUAUCUUCAAACUAUUACAAGACCUUCUUUCAUUUGUGAGUCCACAGCUGCUCAAGGUCAUGAUAUCCUUCACGCAGGACAAAUCGAUUUAUAUAUGGUGGGGUUACAUUUAUGCUGUACUGCUCUUGAUUAUGGCAAUUCUUCAGUCCUUGUUCCUCCAACAGUAUUUUCAGCGCUGUUUUGCUCUGGGUAUGAAAGUACGCACAGCAAUCAUGGCAGCGGUGUAUAAGAAGGCACUGGUCAUGUCUAAUAAUGCAAGGAAGGAGUCCACUGUAGGGGAAACAGUCAAUCUGAUGUCAGCCGAUGCUCAGCGCUUCAAUGAUGUCACCAACGUUAUCCACCUGUUGUGGUCGUGUCCACUGCAGAUUGUUAUGGCCAUAGCAUUUCUGUGGAUUGAACUGGGGCCUUCUGUUCUCGCCGGUCUCUUGGUGAUGUUGCUUAUGGUUCCCAUUAAUGGGUUACUGGCCACCAAAUCCAGGUCUUUGCAGAUGGAAAACAUGAAGUUUAAAGACAAACGCAUGAAAAUGAUGACUGAAAUCUUGAACGGCAUCAAGAUUCUUAAGCUUUAUGCUUGGGAACUCUCUUUCCAGGAUCAAGUUCAAGACAUUAGAGAGAAGGAGUUGAAGGUGAUGAGGAAGUUCGCCUACCUGUCGUCCAUCUCCACCUUUAUCUUCUCCUGCGCUCCAGCUCUGGUAUCAUUGGCGACCUUUGCUGUUUUUGUGUCUGUCAGUCCGGAUAACAUCUUAGAUGCACAGAAAGCUUUUACGUCCAUUUCUCUCUUCAACAUACUGCGUUUUCCUCUGGCCAUGCUCCCCAUGCUGAUUUCCUCCAUUGUACAGACAACCGUAUCCAAAAAAAGGCUGGAGAAGUUUCUUGGUGCAGAUGAUUUGGACACAAUGGCAGUGAAGCACAGCGACAACAAGGGCACAGCAGUAAAUGUGAGCAACGGCACUUUUACCUGGGGGACCGAUUCCAACCCAGCUCUGAAGAAUGUGUCUCUGGAUAUUAAACCAGGUUGCCUUGUGGCUGUGGUGGGAGCAGUGGGUUCGGGCAAAUCCUCUCUGAUCUCAGCUCUGCUCGGGGAAAUGCGCAACCUCUCUGGCUCAGUCCACAUCAAGGGAUCUGUAGCGUAUGUGCCGCAGCAGGCCUGGAUUCAGAACGCUACUGUAAAGGAUAACAUCUUGUUUGGCUCAGAUGAGGAUGAGCAGAAGUUCCAGACUGUAGUGGAAGCCUGUGCGUUACAGCCAGACCUGGAAUUACUUCCUGGUGGAGCUCAGACUGAAAUCGGCGAGAAAGGCAUCAAUCUGAGUGGAGGGCAGAAACAGCGAGUGAGUCUGGCUCGAGCGGCCUACAGCUCUGCGGAUGUGUUCCUGUUGGACGACCCACUCUCUGCUGUUGAUGCUCAUGUGGGGAAACAUCUGUUUGAGAGGGUGAUUGGACCCAAUGGACUGCUUAAAGAUAAGACUCGUAUCCUGGUAACUCAUGGGAUCAGCUUUCUGCGAUAUGUUGAUGAAAUAGUUGUCUUAGUGGAUGGCGUUGUGUCAGAAGUUGGGUCGUUCGACAGUUUGCGUGCCAGCAAGGGAGCUUUCUCUGAGUUCCUGGACACAUAUUCUAAAGAGGAGAACAAAUCUAGUGCACAAAAGGAAUCAGCUUCAGAUAUUGAGGAGGUUGAAAUUGUUCCUGAGAGUCACGAGCCACAACCUGACAGUCCUGCUGAGGAUGUAGUCACUGUCAUGUUGAAGAGAGAAAACAGCUUACGUCACAGCCAGCGUCAUACAAUGCGCAAUGGCAGCCUAAAAGUAAGAAGGAACAGCUCAGCUAGACCUACAAAAGCUGCAGAAGAGUCCAAGAAGGGGCAGAGGCUGAUUGAAAAGGAAACAAUGGAGACUGGAAAGGUAUGUAAAAAUCUAAAUUUCCCAAAAAUUAACCUUAAUUUUUUUUCUAAGAAAACUCGUAAAGCUCUGGAAUUGAGUUGUUUCAACCAAGAGAGGCUUGUUCAUGAAGUCAAAGCUCAGGUCAAAUUCUCUGUUUAUCUACAAUACCUGAGAUCUCUUGGCUGGGGCUUCACCACCAUGUUCAUUACAGUUUACUUCAUCCAAAAUAUAGCCUUCCUAGGUCAGAACCUAUGGCUGAGUGAGUGGACCAAUGAUGCUAUCAAGUAUCCCAAUGGAAGCAGCUACCCUGCGCAUAUUAGGGAUAUGCGAAUUGGGGUCUUUGGAGCACUUGGAGUGGCACAAGGCAUAUUGGUGUUUCUGGGCACUUUGCUCCUGGCUGAUGGAGCAAUACGUGCCUCCAGAAUUUUACACAGUCGAUUACUGACCAACAUCCUCAGAGCACCCAUGCUGUUCUUCGAUACCACGCCAUCAGGAAGGGUGGUCAACCGCUUUGCAAAAGACAUGCUUACAGUGGACGAGAUGAUCCCCAUGUCUUUCCGUACUUGGACCCUCUGUCUGUUUGGCGUCCUUGGCACCUUAUUUGUCAUCUGUCUUGCCACUCCAAUUUUCACAGCAGUCAUUGUACCUCUUGCUGUGGUCUAUUUCUUUGUGCAGAGGUUCUAUGUGUCCACUUCAAGGCAGCUGAGGCGAUUAGACUCUGUUUCCCGUUCUCCCAUCUACUCCCAUUUUGGUGAAACGGUAUCUGGCCUUUCUGUCAUUCGAGCUUAUAGACAUCAGGAUCGCUUUCUGGAACACAACAAAGUCACUACUGAUAACAACCUCAAGAGCAACUACCCUUGGAUUGUUUCUAAUAGAUGGCUAGCCAUCCGACUGGAGUUGCUGGGUAAUCUGGUGGUGUUUUUCUCAGCAUUGUUUGCUGUGAUAUCUCGAGAUUCCCUGGACAGUGGGUUGGUUGGACUGUCAAUCUCCUAUGCCUUAAAUGUGACUCAGACACUGAACUGGCUUGUGAGAAUGACUUCGGAGCUGGAGACGAACAUCGUUGCAGUGGAAAGGGUCAGCGAAUAUACAGAGAUUAAAAAUGAGGCUCCAUGGCUCACAGAUAAAUGUCCUCCAAAAGAUUGGCCCACUGCAGGGAAGAUUCGGUUUGAGGACUACAAGGUCCGAUACCGACCGGAGCUGGAGCUUGUUCUUCAUGGCAUCACCUGCAACAUUGAAAACACUGAAAAGAUUGGCAUUGUUGGCCGAACAGGAGCAGGCAAGUCAAGCCUGACCAACUGUCUGUUCCGUAUCAUGGAGGCAGCUGAGGGACAUAUCAUAAUAGACGGAAUCGACAUCUCCACCCUGGGCCUCCACACUCUCAGGAGCCGAUUAACAAUUAUUCCACAGGACCCUGUGUUGUUCUCUGGAACUCUACGGAUGAAUCUAGACCCUUUUGAGGCGUUUAGUGAUGAGGAGAUAUGGAACGUUUUAGAACUGGCUCACCUGAAGGAUCAUGUGGUGACUCUGGCAGCAGGGUUGCAGCAUGAAGUCGCAGAAGGAGGAGAGAAUCUCAGUGUGGGCCAGAGGCAGCUGCUGUGUCUGGCUAGGGCUUUGCUACGGAAGUCAAAGAUCCUGAUCCUGGAUGAGGCCACUGCUGCUGUUGAUUUAGAGACCGAUGAACUGAUUCAGAGCACCAUCAACCGAGAGUUCUCCCAAUGCACGGUUCUCACCAUCGCUCACCGCAUUCACACCAUCCUGAACAGCACACGGGUGAUGGUUCUGGAUGCUGGGAAAAUAGUGGAGUUUGAUUCCCCAGCUGUACUAUUUGAGAAGAAGGGCCACUUUCAUGCCCUGGCCAGAGAAGCUGGAAUCUCAGCGAUACAGUACUCAGUGCUGUGAACUUUAUAGCCUGAAUUGGACAUUGCACUUGACUUGGAAGUGAGAAGGUGCAGCUUUAAUGUAACUGUCCUUGUGUGGAUGUUUACAAUAUAGACAGCAAAGUUCAUGUUUGCCUCUUUGUGUGUAAGAUCUGUGUGUGUUAAUGUGCAUGUUUAUGUGUUUCCUUUUGCAUAGACUGUAAACAGGGUAGGCUAUAUGUAUGCAAGUAAUGCUACUUGUGUGGUGCUACAGCGGAAUGUGCCCAUACAUGUAUAAACUGCAAAAAUGCAUUCAUCUCAAUAUUUUUUUUUCAAUAUCUACAUUAUUUAUAAAUUGUUCCUCUUUUUUGAUAAGCCAUUACUUCAAUAAAUUGUUUAAAUUUAGUCAAUUAAACAAAAUUUCCUUUUAAUAAA